CGCUUCCUAGUAAUAAGUCGCAUUACUGGAAUCUCCGAAGGUUGGAUUUUUAAAUAGACGGUGACUAGGGCUGUGUCGUCGGCGAUGGCCGGGAAAAGGAAGAGGAAAAACUUCCUUCAGCGGCGUGGAAUCCAUCCACGGAACAAGUACUGCGAUAACCCACCGGAUUUUGGGUUGUUGGCCUCUUUGUACCCCAAUUUCGAGCCCUAUGUCUUAUAUUCACGUGACGGCAAGGCAAGAAUCGAUUGGACGGAUUUCAAUGCUACUCGCGAGCUGACACGAGUCUUGCUGCUACACGAUCAUGGUCUGAACUGGUGGAUCCCAGAUGGGCAGCUCUGCCCUACGGUCCCUAACAGAUCAAAUUAUAUCCAUUGGAUUGAGGAUCUUUUGGCUUCAGAUUGCAUCCCUGCUACCAGGUCUGACGGUGAUAUCAAGGGUUUUGAUAUUGGUACCGGAGCAAAUUGUAUUUAUCCCCUUCUUGGGGCAUCCAUUCUUGGUUGGAAGUUUGUUGGUUCAGAUAUUACUGAUGUAGCUAUAGAGUGGGCAAAUCAAAAUGUCAACAGCAAUCCACAUAUCUCUGAAUUGAUUCAAGUUAGACGGGUUGCUGCCGAUCGGCCUGAAGAUUUACAAACUAAUUCUGUAUGUAGCAGUGGAGACACUUUUGACGCUAGCAAAACAAAAGAGGAAAAUGAUGGCUCAUUGCUGUCAUCUGUACCAGAAACUCAUUCAAGCUUGAAUAAGUCUUAUAAAGGGCCACCUAUACUCCUAGGAGUUGUCGAAGAUGGAGAAAGUUUUGAUUUUUGUAUGUGCAACCCCCCAUUCUUUGAAACAAUGGAAGAAGCUGGUUUGAACCCAAAGAUGUCCUGUGGUGGGACUCAAGAAGAGAUGGUUUGUUGUGGUGGUGAACGUGCUUUUAUCACUCGCAUCAUUGAAGAUAGCAUAAAGCUGAAGCAUGCUAUUCGUUGGUACACUUCUAUGGUUGGAAGAAAAGUGAACCUGAAUGUUCUGGUGUCUGAACUCUGGAAUGUUGGAGCGACUGUGGUGAAGACGACAGAAUUUGUUCAGGGCAGAACAUCAAGAUGGGGGCUUGCAUGGUCAUUUUUGCCUCCUUCGAGGAAGAUGGUAUCAUCCCAGAAGACUGUGGAGAGUAAUCUGUCUUUCAUGCUGGAGGGUGUUCAACGUCAGCACAGUGCCUUUCAUGUGUUGCAGUAUGUGGAAUCUUACCUCGCCAAUAGCGGUGCUUCCUGUAAACUAGAUGCGGUCUCUUUCCAUGUUGAUGUCACAAUUACAAAGGAUCAAAUUAAUUCAGUUUUGAGUACUCCAAAUAACGAGGGUGCGACUGCUAAUUCUCAUAGUGAGCUAAGCAUGCCUGAAACAACAAGUAAUGAUAAUGGGCAGGCAGAUGUGCUACUGUUUCGAGUUUUGGUUUUUCAGCAAAUUCCAGGAACUCUUUUGGUAAGGGGAACAUUGCUGGAUAGAGCAAGUUCCAUCUCAGGUCUAUUUUCAUUAGUUUUUCAUAGCAUUGAAGAAGUUUUGGCUAGCAAGUUCCGCAGCGGAAGGGUAUUGGUUGAUGCUGGGAGUUCUCGUGCCCAAAGGUAAGAGCAGGAGGACAGACUCCACUCCAGUCUAGCUGGAGCAUGAGCAUGAGCAUCAUCCUUGUCGUGAGCGACGCACACACUACUUCUAGGAUCUCUGUUUAGAAAUCAUGGAAGGAACAUUGCAAUGUGUUUCUUAUUUAUAUAUAUAUAUACACACAUAUAAUGUUCCCUGAAUGUCAGCAAAAGAUGUAUGAUUGAUUGAUCGUGUGGAUAUAUCAAUUUCAAAAGCAUAUAAUAUAUAUGCUUGCAAACCAAAGAUUACUUAACACAUACAUUAGUAUUACUUUUACCAAAUUAAUCAUGCAGA
This is a messenger RNA of Andrographis paniculata, 1905 nucleotides long. RefSeq lists its product as uncharacterized. Gene Ontology annotation, biological process: rRNA base methylation. The transcript is spliced from 8 exons. The record is from RefSeq and is a predicted model, not a curated record. Gene Ontology annotation, molecular function: 23S rRNA (adenine(1618)-N(6))-methyltransferase activity. The coding region runs from base 85 to 1599 and encodes 504 amino acids. Gene Ontology annotation, cellular component: nucleus. Lineage: Eukaryota; Viridiplantae; Streptophyta; Magnoliopsida; Lamiales; Acanthaceae.